GAGAGAGAGACAGAGAGAGAGAGUAACCUCAAAUUAUUAUUGCAAGUCUGUCCACUGUGAGCCCAGGAGGUGUUUGUGAAGAAACUAAAUCUGGACUCAUACUGAGGACAUGGGAGUCACCCAUGGAAAGAAGAAAGAUCUCCAACAUUCUCCAGAGAAGCACCUGAACGGGUCUGCCUCAGUGAUGCAGACACACCAAACUGUACAGCCAGAGCGAUACUCAGAGCCUCAGGCUCCUCUGUCCCAACUACAGAGUGAGGAGGAGGGCAGUAAUCUCAUCAGACCUCAAAAACCUCUCAAUCCUUUAACGGCCUCCAAGAGCCACCAGGAGCUGCACAAAGAACUGCGGAUGACCCACAAGAGGAGAGUGUCUCAAGAAGGAAAAACUGAACUCCAGAGGGCUUUAGAAAAGAGGAGGUGGGAACAAAGGAGGAAGGCAAGAAGUGAUCAGGAGGAGGCGAAGAAGAACACAUCACCACUUCAUCAGGAGCUGCUGAAAAGACAGCAGAGGCUAGAAGAGCUGGAGAGAGACGAGGGACAACAGCGGGAGGGGCCGGAGUUCCUCCAAGUUAAAGAAAGACUCAGAAGGACUGCAGUGCUGGAUGCAGGAGGAAAUGACGUGUGACAGUUAUGAUUUGUGAGUGUAUGUGCAUGUUUUGUAUUGAUAGUGAGCACAAUGGACCGCUGGGAACAUGUGGAGGGACUGGUCUUCAUUAUUGCAGUUUAGGAGAUUAAAAAAACCUGUACAACAGAUGCUGCUCUGCAUUCAUGGUGAUCACACCGAUCAGAUCAGGUGAAGUGAGACAUUUGUGUCACUUUGUCUGUUAGAUAUAAAAGUGUACAUAGUGAUUCAAAUUCACAUACAGUAGUAAGAAAAAGUAUAUGAACCCUUUAAAAUGAAAUGAAAGUUUUCUGUAUACAUUUUUCCAUAAAAUGUGAUUUGCUCUGCAUCUAAAUCCCAAGAAUGGACAAACACAAAAUGCUUAACCUAAUAUCACACAAACAAUUAUAAUAUUUCAUGUCUUUAUUGAAAACAUCCAUGAAACAUUGAUAGUAAGUGAACCCUGAUAUUAAAGACUCCAUCACAAUCUAAUUUGAGUGAAGAGUUAGCAAACCUGGAGUCCAAUCAAUGAAACAAGGUUUGAGUAAGAUGUAGAGCUACUUUGACCAAUAAAAACACUCAAACUACUUGAGUUGGCUAUUCACAAGGAGCAUCUGCUGAUAUGAACCAGGUUUGCUAACUCCUGACUCCAAUUAGGUCUUGAUGGAGUCAUUGGCCUAAGGGUUCACUUACUUUUUCCAUUAGAACUAUGAAUGUUUAAUGGAUGUGUCCAAUAAAGACAUGAAAUAUUAUAAUUGUUCGUGUGAUAUUAGGUUAAGCACAUUGUGUUUGUCUAUAUUUACUUAGAUGCAGAUCAGAUGACAUUUUAUCACAAAUUUAUGUAGAAAAAUAGGUAAUUUCAAAGGGUUCACUUACUUUUUUGUUGCCACUGUAUAUUCAAUAUGUAAUGUAAUAUAAUGGCUGGGCACAGUCCUAACCGUUUGGACCCUGGGCCCCUGGCCCAAGACAGACGCUGAAACAAAAGGUUUUAAGACGGCUGUAUAAUUAGACAGACAGUAUGACAGUAAUUUUGUUGUUUUUUAAUGUUGAAGAAUAUAAACAUGUUCUAGUAGAACGUAAAA
Molecule: messenger RNA, 1683 nt
Organism: Centropristis striata (black sea bass)
Lineage: Eukaryota; Metazoa; Chordata; Actinopteri; Perciformes; Serranidae
Product: actin-associated protein FAM107A
Exons: 5
Coding region: 110-625 (171 amino acids)
Biological process (GO): regulation of actin cytoskeleton organization; actin filament bundle assembly; actin filament polymerization
Cellular component (GO): neuron projection; synapse; stress fiber
Source: RefSeq, a predicted model, not a curated record